This is a messenger RNA of Tribolium castaneum (red flour beetle), 1531 nucleotides long. Its product is annotated as solute carrier family 35 member E2A. Gene Ontology annotation, molecular function: antiporter activity. NCBI's taxonomy places the organism in Eukaryota, Metazoa, Arthropoda, Insecta, Coleoptera, Tenebrionidae. The record is from RefSeq and is a predicted model, not a curated record. Gene Ontology annotation, cellular component: Golgi apparatus. Bases 181 to 1233 code for a protein of 350 amino acids. The transcript has 6 exons.
GGGUUUGGAGGUUAAGUUCAAAUCAUCAGUGUUCUGCUUUUUGUGAACUGACGUGUAAAGUGAAUGUUUUCAAACAAUGAAUUAACAAUUGCUUGGCCUUUGUGCAAAAAAUUGACUUAGAUAAACUGCAACUCCGCACCUGUGUGACAGCAAUGAUCUUUAGAUAAGUUUGUUCAGAAGAUGGAUAAAGCUCAAAUCACGUUAAACUCGAAUGAUGUGAAACAGGAGAACAAUGUAGUCGCCAAAAAGGAGAAACUGCCUGAUGUGGACACCCACAAAGCCGGACUUGCUAAUUUCAGAGCGAUACUUUUCCUGCUUUUGUGGUACUUUUUCAGUGGUUGCACUUUGUUUUUAAAUAAGUAUAUUUUGACGUUCCUGAAUGGAAACCCCACUGUCUUAGGAGCAUGUCAGAUGCUGAUGACGGCCACUUGUGGCUUUGUGCAAUUGUACUUCCCUUGUGGGAUGUAUAAACCGUCCCAAAGGUUGAGCAAACCACCUGGGUUUUACAGGCAUAUGGUUUUGGUUGGGUGCACAAGAUUUCUCACUGUGGUUUUGGGUUUGGUAGCUCUAAAUUACGUGGCAGUGAGUUUUACUGAAACAAUCAAAAGUUCGGCACCUUUAUUUACAGUAUUGAUAUCUAGGUUUCUUCUAGGCGAGCAAACGGGGCUCUAUGUGAAUCUGAGUCUGUUGCCUGUGAUGUCUGGAUUAGCCCUGUGUUCAAUUAAUGAGAUUAGUUUUGAAAUUCGUGGCUUUAUAGCUGCAAUGGCCACAAACUUGACUGAAUGUAUACAAAAUGUGUAUUCAAAAAUGUUAAUAUCGGGAGAUAAGUUCAAAUACACACCUGCAGAGCUUCAAUUUUACACCAGCAUCGCAAGUGUAGUUAUCCAAGUUCCAGCCACAUUGUUUUUAGUAGAUUUCACCCACAGCAAGCCGAUUGACUUGAACAUAAUUUUUUGUUUCAUGUUGAAUGGUGUUUUUUUCCACUUUCAGAGCAUAACAGCGUACGUUUUAAUGGACUAUAUUAGUCCGGUGACCCACAGUGUGGCAAACACAGCAAAAAGGGCUCUUUUAAUCUGGCUGUCUGUCGUCAUGUUUGGAAACCAAGUUACAGUAUUGAGUGCUGUAGGAACCAUAACUGUGAUAGCGGGAGUAUUUAUGUACAUCAAGGCCCAGGAAUAUGAUGAUCGAUUGAGUUCUGUUAAUUUAAUUCAGAGGAAGGUUCGUGCAAUUUAGGAAAUUUGGAAUAAAUUAAUGUCAAUUUUGAGAAAUCUUCCACAAAUUGAUUGGUUGUUGUAAGACAGGGUCCAAAUUUUGUUUCAAAAUAUUCGCUGGCUCAAUUUGCAUAACUUGAUGUAUUUUUACCAUUAUUUAUUUUAUUUAUUUAAUAAUAAAGUGAGGUUUUAUGGUUGUGUAAAUUUGCAAUAUUUAAGGAUACUUUGUAACAUUCCGUGAAAAUGUACAUAUUGUAACUACAUUUUUAUACUGUAAAUUGUUUAUAGUAUUGAUGAUUAAAUUGUUGAUUUAUAUUUGA